Molecule: messenger RNA, 2634 nt
Organism: Cryptotermes secundus
Lineage: Eukaryota; Metazoa; Arthropoda; Insecta; Blattodea; Kalotermitidae
Exons: 5
Coding region: 1233-2009 (258 amino acids)
Cellular component (GO): plasma membrane
Source: RefSeq, a predicted model, not a curated record
GACAGGGCAUUAUUUCGACCUCUCCUAAUCGUCGUAAUCAACAGCAGUAGCAUGGAAACGUUCUUCUGGCAUGGACUGCAAGACAGGGUUUCAGUUUGGCACGUCGACUUUGAACUUGGCGUCUGGCGCGAUGCCCGGACUCAGCUAUAACAAUAGCUAAGGAGGGGGGACGAAAGAAACGGCCGUCUAAAUGGAUCUGGCCCCAUCAGUAAACAAUCUUCAGUUCACCACUGCCACCACCGGAGCGGGAACAUAUCCGUGAAAUCGUUUUUACAGAGGUGAAUCUCAUAUCAUAUCAAGAAAUACGACAGAUAUUUUAUAUAAAAUAUAAGCCUUCGUGAUCUUACAUGCGGUCAGCUUCUGAGUGCUGUGAUAACGUUCGUGUAUGGUAAUAUUAUUGAUCAAGUGUUUCGGGGGGGUGUUCAGUUUUAAAAAUAAUGGAAUGGGCCUAUUGAGCUCCUGUUAACCGGCACGAAACGUUUAUAUCCUGCGUGUAAACAGUCUUACGCAGAAAUAGAAGUGUGAGUCGAGGGCAAGAAUCUUCUGAAAUCAGCCCAUAUUUCACUUGAAACAGGGGCGAGAGACAUUCUUUUCCUAUCGGCGAAACUCCAGUCUGUGAACACACAUCCGCAACGCUCGAAUUUAUACUAGUGAUUAAACGGGAGUUCUCAUAUGCAGUGAAUUGUACAGAAGAUAGAAGUGUGAACUGAACUGUUUGCUUUAAAUAUAUAUAAAAAAAUUUGGACAAUCCGAAAUAUACCCAACAUCUUUAUACUGUAUUUCAGUCAAAUUUUUAAAUAUAGGGCUCAUCUCUAACAUUCGUUCUGUUAAUUACGUGCAAAUAUUCAUAACCAAAGCUCAGAGGUUGUUAAAAUGUUCUGAUGAAUUUUAAACAAGAAGAACAUAGACUGUGUUACAAAUCGAGAAAUUUCAAUUUUCUUACAAGCUUGUUGCGACCGCUGAGGCAUACGAAAACACGACUAGCUUUAUUAACUGUUUCAUUUCACAGUGCUAAUUACCCGUAGAUGUAGCUUUUCCUUUCAUCUAAAUCACAUGCCACAAAUUUAUCUUGAUAAACAUACUGCCAAAAUACUAGACGUGCAAGAAGUGCCAGAUACUAACUACAAAUUGGUGUCACACAUAUUACUCAAACGCUAAUUAAAAAAGAAAACAAAGUUGCUGUGUAAAUUAGAUGUUAUUUUUAGUGUAAUUCCUUUGUAGAAGAAAAGAAGAUGGGUAGCAAACGGGAAAAAGAAUUAAGUAAGAAACUGGUGAUCGAAAGGCGGGUGCUCUUUGCAUGCACAGUGAUGAUUGGUCUGUCCGUCAUACUGUGGAUAGCGGCAGUUUCUACGGACUGGUGGUUCACUGUCAGCGGUGGACCAAACGGAAUCUAUGUGAAUGAAACCAAGAGGUUCUUUCUGCGUAGUCACUCCGGACUAUGGAGAAUCUGCCGUACUACCUACAACACAACCCUGGGAGGUGGCGUCGCAGUGAGGGCCGAGGAUGCACCUGUCAACGUCACUGGGCGUGUUGUUCUUUUCAAAAAAUGCAAGUUUCAUGCCAUGUUUCCAGCAGAUACCAAUAUCCGCUUGGAUCCAUCGAUAGAUAAGACUAUCUUAAACUACACCAGGUCUGAAGCAUCAUUCUCCAUCAUAAGCCUCAUGCUAAUGAUCCUGGGUUUCAUCUUCUCAGUCUACACAUUCCGCAAUCCUCGCUAUAUGUUCAAGAGACUUGCAGGAGUGAUUCAUUUCCUGACGUGUGGCUGUGUUCUGGCAGUGAUUGAAGUUCUAAUCAACUCCAUUGAAUAUGAGCGAAAGCACCUUCCAUUUACAUUUCCGCGAGGUGCCACUUAUUCCUAUGGCUUCUCCAUUGUUCUUGCAUGGCUGGUAUUCAUAAUGUUACUGGUGUCUGGUUGUGCCUUCUUGCUUUAUUCACGUAAACGCAAAGGAAACAAGGCACCAACUGAAGAGAUUGCAAUGGCAGAUGAACCAACUAUCAUUGGACGAUAAGAGUAACUUAUUCUUUGUUAUAUUUUGAUUAUAGAUCCAAGAAAUGAGGUCUUUUCUGUUGUGAUUGUAUCAAAGGAGGGAGGUAAGAAGUGGCUAAUUUCUCUUUUAAAGAUGCUGAAUUAUAUGGCAUUCACCAAAGUCUUAAACCUAUUUGAAGAAUUCAUCAGUUAUGUAAUAUGAGCACUGAUUUCACAAAAUUGCAUUCUGCUGUGUUUAAAAGUGGUUAUUAGAAAGUCUUUAACGUAAAGAAUGUUGAUAUUCUGCAUAAUAUGAUAAUACUUUGGACAGUAAAUUGCACUCCAUGGUAAUAUCACACUGAAGCAUCAUUGUGUUUUGUAUGUACUAAUUUAAUGGCUCUUCUUGUUUUUGACCCAGUUUAUGUUUGUGUAUAAAAUUGUUUAUGAUUCCUUAAGAAAUGCAGGAACAAUUUUCUAGUCAUGUUUGUUCUACAUUCAAGAUAUAUCUUGUGUUGGUCAGUGAUGUGGCCUCAUGCUGUGUAUUUUGAACAUUUAGACCAGUGUGCCUGAAUCUGAAAAUUGGUCUUUUUCUAUUAUGAUAUACAUUGUUAUAUUUAUGACAACAUAUCUGCCUUGUGUGUUGUUCAAGUAUAUUUUUUAAAACUGCA